GGAAUCAGCACCGAGCAGGCAGCGCUGAGCUAACAUAUGUGAUGUCGAGGUGAUGGAGAAGCUAGCGUUCUAUGAUGGUUUAGUGGAUAUUUUGGUCAGUCCUCACUUCCGUUCUGGAGAUCUUCUCAAUGGCCGGCGGUGGCUUUUGCUGGAUGACGUUGACGAUCUCCACCUCCUCCACCUCCACCGCCUCAUCUUCCUCUUCCUCCUGUCAGGAACGAAGCAGAUGCACAACUUCAACUCCAGAUGUUUAGGCUCCACUGACGUCAUCCCUUCUUAAAUAGCCAGCGUGUGCCUGUGCCCAUUUUCCCCGCCAGAUUCCACAAGGGCCUGAGUGUUUGUCACACUGUUGUGUCAAAGCAGGACUGAAAUUUGCACGAUACCUGCGGCACUUGAGGUCGAUCCGUACUAAGGUUUGCUGGAGACUAAAAAGAACAAAAGGUCCACACAGCGUUACAUAAUGAGCCUUCCAGGACCGAGUGGCAGCACAACAACAACGUGAAGAAUGUUACUGGCCUCAAACGUUUUACUACUGUUCUCGUACCAUCACAACAACUUUACAGCCUCACUGGGCCGGUUCAACUCCAUAACGUUGCAACUACAACAACACAAGUGUUGCGUUCAAGGACGGCGCGAGUAACCUCACCGUGGUCUGCUGCUGGAACACCAGGUCCGAGUCCAGGCUGCUGACGCUCAAGCGGGGGACGCCCUGCAGGUACACGGGAGAUACCACCUGCUGCAUGAGUGGCUGCUGCAUGAGUGGCUGCUGCAUGACUGGCUGCUGCAUGAGCACGUAGGACUGCUGCUGCACGGCCGGCUGGACCGGAACCAGGUAGCGAAGCGUGCUGUAGUUGCCGUUGACUGCGGUGUAUUGCAGCGGGGAGGCCGAGCGAGCCGUCGUCGUCGUCAAGACCGCGCCUCCGCUCACUGGCUCCGGCGAGGGCGAGGCCACGUUCAUGGUCCGAGUUGAGCGGAGAGGAGACGUGCGAGUCCCCCGAUGUUACUUCCUCCUCUGCGGGCAGCACAAGAGAGGAAAGUCCGGUUAGAGGAGUCGGAGAAUCUGCCUUGCACGAAGGGAGGUGCUCUUGCUCCGCAUGCAAAUAGCGUCUCUGCCCUUUGCUGGAGGUGGGCGGAUCACAAGUUCCUCCUUCCUGGUCUGGCUGCGUACCCAUAAUGUAUUGCCAGCGGGCCUUUAUGUUCUUAGCUCACCUCAUGUAACCUCAGUGGAUUCUCCAUCAGUCCUGUCCGCAGCACAGAACCACCUCAGGCCGGGAUGAACCUCUCUACUGCCUGCUCUACACUCCUGCUUUAAUCAUACGUCCUGGUAAAUCUUACCUUUAUAAUAGUGCAGAAGCAAUGUCUGGUUCAGGAGACUUACCAGCCAUCGAAGGCUCCGGGAUGGGUGGGAUGAAGCUCCCCAUCGGGAUGACCCGAAGGGCCAUAAGUUACGACGACAACCUGGAGGCCCCCAUGUCCACGCCCCCCCAUGACAUCAACAUCACCAACCUGUGGAGGCGCCCGGUUGUGCCAGAUAGGAAGUUUAACCAGCUGGUUGAGGAGGAUGAAGGCGGUGCAUCGCGUCAGUCUAACUUACCUGACAGUGCCCCCUCCAGGUCACAAAGCGUGGUGAAGACCAAGGCUUCCUCCAUCAUCCUCAACUCCCUCAUCACCAAGCAGACUCACGACAGCAUGUACAAGUUUGAGCAGAAGGUGGGAUUGACGGAUACCAGCUACACUCCUCACAAAGGCCUUAAGGCAGAAGAGACGCGUCACCUCCAUCGUAUGCCCGAAUCCUUCCAGAAAAUGCAGAUCCAGAGCAUGGAGGCCCGAGAGGAGCGCCAGAACUCCUCUGCCCAGUCAACUCCAUCCACCACUCCCCACACCUCCCCUAAACAGCAGCGCAGGAGCUGGUUCAGCAGCACGAGCUCUGACAUCAGCGUCAGCUCCUCCAACAGCAGCGUGGACCUGGUAGGAGGAGAUGGGGCGGCGGUGGGAGGCGGAGUGCUGGAACGCUGGGGCGUUUUUGGGCCGCGGCCACUCGUGCACAAGUCCACCUCCGAUCUGGGCUCUGAUGCCUCUAAUGCAGCAGGCUUUGCCCUGCAGGCGUACCGCGGCGCCCAGAAGCCGAGCGCCAUGGAGGUCAUGAAGUCACAGGGCACGCUGACAGCUGACGGCCCCGACGCCCAGAAGGUGGCGCCGCCCAAAAUGGAGAUCCCGGCGGUGGAGGGUCGGCGACAGGGGGCGCGCCCGCACAAGCUCAAGCCGCGGGACAUGAACAUCCUCACGCCCUCCGGCUUCUAGGCGCCGAUGAAGUGUUACGUCUCUCCUGUUACCUGAUUGGCCGCUGCUCCUUAUUAUGAAGUCAUCAUCAGUCAUCAUUCAGUUGAGUCAGUGAAUGUGAAACAUGCGCGGCCUGGUCCAUAAUCAUCAUUAUAUUACAUUUCAAUGUGGUUGACAUCCCAUUAACCUACAUUUAUGGCAGCUCUUUGAGACAAAAAAAUCUAAUGUAAAAUCAUGCUAGUAUUCCAUUAAAUUAGUGCAUGGCAGCACACUUUAAUCUAGCCAGGUCAUGGUCCACCAAUUUGUUCAUAUUUAGAAAAAAAAAUCCUCCAUGGGAAAUAAUGGAAAGGUUUACUUUAUUUUGCCGAAUUGUACAGCUUCAGGCAUUUGUCAUUAGAAGUUCCAUUUUUUUCCAAGGCAGUUAACUAGCUACCGCAGCAACCGGCUAAGGGACCUCCUAUUUCUUCAUAUAUAGAAAGAAAGUAUCACCAUACAAUUCAUGGAAAUUUAAUCUUUUCCCCAAAAAAGGGCUGCAAUUGACUGGUGAUCAGGGUGUAUCCGGCUUCUCAUUUGAGGUCAGCUGGGGUAGGCUCCAGCAUACCCACGACACUAGUAAGGAUAAAUGGCAUUGAAGUUUGCUGUAUAGACGUUUUGUGACUAUAAGUCAAAUUUUCUUGUGGCCUAAGUCGGUGGCCAACAUUUCCAUGAAAAAUCUGUCAAAAAUCUACAAACUUUAAGCCUAUUCAAUGUUGGCGGUCACUUGCAAGCCAAUGGACCUCUGUUAAGAUUAAAGCUACAAAGUGAGCUAUUGUUGUAUUGUACAUUGUGACCCUCAACAUCUAAAACUCAGAAUAUCCCAAACCAACUUCUAACAUGGCCAUAUUUUAAGUGUCGGCAUACACUGGUCUAACAGGCUUUCUCUUAAUUUAACUUUUCAUAAAGCCUUUUAAAUAGCCUCUUAUGAUUGCACCUUAGCUUGCUAUGAACCACCAGGGACAUGACAUUUGUUCAUUUGUCAUGCUGCACUAACUAAUGACUCAUGGAAUCGAAAUGUAGUAUCUUGAAGCAAAAAAAAAAUUAUAAAACAAGCUAACUUGCGCGCUUGAAUAUUCCACAUUUUAUUGUUUUAUGUCUUUAUUAUUUAGAUGUUUUAAUGAAUAUGUAUUUGCGUAUGUGUAGCAAAGAGAUGACUGCAGUACACUCAAGUGGUCAAAUAUGAAGGGUUUGUUUUGAAGUAGAAACCACUAAUGUUUAAAUGCAGAUGUUUUUUUUUUUAACAAAAA
Messenger RNA from Doryrhamphus excisus (bluestripe pipefish), 3563 nucleotides. The record is from RefSeq and is a predicted model, not a curated record. Lineage: Eukaryota; Metazoa; Chordata; Actinopteri; Syngnathiformes; Syngnathidae.